Molecule: messenger RNA, 2169 nt
Organism: Pogoniulus pusillus (Red-fronted tinkerbird)
Lineage: Eukaryota; Metazoa; Chordata; Aves; Piciformes; Lybiidae
Gene: PIGV
Product: phosphatidylinositol glycan anchor biosynthesis class V
Exons: 4
Coding region: 382-1932 (516 amino acids)
Biological process (GO): GPI anchor biosynthetic process
Cellular component (GO): mannosyltransferase complex; endoplasmic reticulum membrane
Molecular function (GO): alpha-1,6-mannosyltransferase activity; GPI mannosyltransferase activity
Source: RefSeq, a predicted model, not a curated record
AUCGAGUGCCGGCGCCUCGGGCCGGUAUCGGCGGGCUCGAAGCUUCCACUGUGGCCGGCUCGGGGCUGGCGGCAGCGGCCGGGGCACGUGGGGCUGUCCGCGGUGAGCCAUGGCUUGGAGUGUCCGCCCGGUGGUAACCAGCUGGAAACAGCUCCUCGGUGUGAAGCUGCUGCCGAGCGCUGCGAGGGAGGUGGUUUGAAGCGAAAGAGGGAGACGAGGCUGGAGAGAAGGAGGAAAUUUUCACACCGAGGUGGGGACUGCCUGGCCCAGGCUGCCCAGUGAGGUGGGAGCUGCCCCGUGGCUGGCACCAUUGCAGGUUUCCAGAACCGGAGGAGCACUUCCUAACACCAGUGACCUACCGAGGCAACCUUCAAGCUGAGGAUGGAGCUGUGGAGCUGGCAAGACCCCUACCUGCGGGAGGUGGUGUGGUUCGCACUGUGCUGCAGAGCUGCGACCCUCCUGCUGCAGGCUCUGUUUAACCUCCUGAUCCCCGAUCACGCCGCCGACGCCUUCUCCCCGCCUCGGCUGUCGGAGGCCGGCCCGUGGGACGCGGUGGUGGAGCGGCUGCUGGGGGGUCUGUCGCGCUGGGACGCGGAGCACUUCCUCUUCAUCGCGGAGCGCGGGUACCUGUACGAGCACAACUGCGCCUUCCUGCCGCUCUACCCCCUCAGCCUGCGCGCCGCGGCCGCGGGGCUGCUGUGGCCCUUGGGCCGCCUGCUGCGGGCUCGCAGCCGCCUGCUGCUGGCCGCGGCGGGGCUCAGCUCGCUCUGCUCCGUGCUGGCCGCCGCUGCGCUCUACGGGCUGGGCCGCGCCGUGCUGCGGAGCCGCCCGGUGGCUUUCCUGGCCGCGCUGCUCUUCUCGCUCAGCCCUGCCAGCGUCUUCCUGGCCGCUGCCUACUCGGAGAGCAUGUUCGCCUGCCUGGCGUUCGGCGCCAUGUGGCAGCUGGAGCGGGGGCAGAGCUGGCUCAGCGGGCUGCUCUUCUGCCUGGCCUCGGGGGUGCGUGCCAACGGGCUCCUCAACGCCGGCUUCCUGCUCUACUCCCGCGGCAAGCGCUUUGCCCUCCGGCUCCAGGCGGCUCCGGGGUCUGUCGGGAAGCUCCCUCCACUGUGGAAGCAGCUCCUCAGCCUGGCGUCCUCGGCGGUUCUGGUGUGUGCUGGCGUUUUCCUGCCUUUUGCUCUGUUCCAGUUUUAUGCCUACCUGAGGUUCUGUGAGCCUGGCACCGGCCCGGAGCCCAGCGUGCCCCAGCCGCUGCUGCAGCUGGCUCGGGACAGAGGCUAUCGCCUGGCAGCCAUGGACGGGGUGAAGCCUCCUUGGUGCUCCCAGCGCUUCCCUCUGGUCUAUUCCUACAUCCAGGACUCCUACUGGGACGUGGGCUUUCUGAGGUAUUUCAAGCUCAGGCAGAUACCCAACUUCUUGCUUGCUUUGCCUGUCACCCUCCUGGGCUCGUGGGCUGCCUGGACCUACGUCACUGCAAACCCUCGGCACUGCCUGACUCUUGGUCUAGAGAGAAGAAAGAGUGAAGAAGGCAAGCCCAGAGCUGGGUUUUGCAGCCCUGCUCUCUUCGUCUACGUGGUCCACGCCACGGCGCUGCUGGUGUUUGGGUUCUUCUGCAUGCACGUGCAGGUGCUGACCCGGUUCCUUGGCUCCUCCUCUCCCAUCCUCUACUGGUUCUCUGCUCACCUGCUUCAGGAACACGAACCCUUGCUCCGGAGUGAAGGGACUGGCGAUCAAACCGUGGCACCUCACACUGAGAAGUCUCUUCUAGCUUCACCUGAUGGGUCCCGUUGCAGAGGGACACCUGAAAACCCCCUGGUGAGGCUGCUGCUGAACUAUAGGUUAAUCACCCCCCUCAGCAAAUGCCUCCUUGGAUUCUUCCUGUCCUAUUGGCUACUGGGACUGAUGCUGCACUGCAACUUCUGGCCGUGGACGUAGCAAGGGGACACAUGAGUGCAGAUGGGCAGUGGGGCAGAAGCACUCUCAGAACCAAACCUUUGUGUAGAAGCCUGACAUGAUGCAGUGGUGCUGCCCAGGGCAGUGCUGGAGUCCCCAUCCCCGGGGGGGCGGUUCGAAGCCGUGGAGAUGUGGUGCUGAGGGCCGUGGUUCGGAGGUGACCUGGCAGUGCUUGGGUAAGGGCUGGGUGAAUUUAAAGGUCUCUUUUCACCAGCAGGA